UAGUAAAUGAAGUUCUUUUAGUGAAAUAAAUUUCAGAUUAAAAUAACUUGUGGUCGGGAUGGCAAUUUUGCCCAUACCCAUGGGUAUUUUACUAUCCAACCCAAUUGGGUUGGGUAUGGAUUCCAAAUAAAUGGUAGAUGGGUAGAGUUUGAUGGAUUUGUACCCAUACCCAUUUACAUGGGUUGGGUUGGGUUUUUAACACAUGGAUUUGGAUUUGUACCCAUGCCCAAAGGAAAAUUACAGUUUGGUACCUAAACUAAAUAGAUAUGAAGAUUUAGUACCUAAAUUUAAUUUUUUUUGCAUAUAAGUCCUCAAAAUAUCGAUGGAAAAAUACGUUUUGGUACCUAAAAUUUUUUGGUCUUACAUUUUGGUACCUAAACUUUUCAAGUUUUACAAAUAGGUCCAAUUUUUGUGUGUGUAGUUAAAACACCCUCAAGUAAAUGGAUAUCCAUAUCCAACCCAUACCCAUUUACAUUAUGAAAGCAAUAUCCAUACCUAACCCAAACCCAUUUACAAACCCCCAAACCCAUAUACACUUCAUCCAAAUCCUACCCAUACUAAAUGGAUCUAUUUGGAUUUGGAUAAAAUUACCCAUGGGUGGGUAAUUGCCAUCCCUGCUUGUGGAUUUUAGAGUUAAUAGAAGUUAUGACUUAAAUUUGACCUAAAUAUGAGAAAAAUAUGUUUUGUUUUAGCAAAAUCCUAACUUUCAAGAAACAAGAAGGGAAAAACAUAUUCUGUAUACUGAUCAAUUAUGAAUUCUGAAGCUGCCGAUGAAAUCAACAAUGAGGGAUUCCUGCAAUUCGAUUUCGAAACGAUCAGAGCCGCCACAAAUGAUUUUGGUCAUGAUAGCAAGCUUGGAGAAGGCGGAUUUGGAGUUGUUUACAAGGGAAUUCUGCCAAAUGAGCAAGAAGUAGCUGUGAAGAGAUUGGGAAGAAAUUCAAGACAAGGGGACAUAGAAUUCAAAAAUGAAGCAAAUCUAGUGGCCAAACUCCAACAUAGGAAUUUGGUUAGACUUUUGGGCUUUUGCUUAGAAGGCGGAGAGAGGCUUCUCAUCUACGAGUUCAUCCCGAAUGCCAGCCUCGACCAUUUCCUCUUUGACGUGGAAAAACGGAAGGAUUUGACCUGGGAAAGACGGUACAAGAUUAUUAGAGGCAUCACACGAGGGAUGCUUUAUCUCCACGAGGACUCUCGACUAAGGAUCAUCCAUCGCGAUCUGAAAGCCAGCAACAUUUUGUUAGACACUGAGAUGGACCCCAAGAUUUCAGAUUUUGGGAUGGCUCGGUUGUUUGAUAUGGAUGAGACCGAGGGAAAUACUAGCAGAAUCGUUGGGACUUACGGAUAUAUGGCUCCGGAAUAUGCAAUGCACGGACAGUUUUCUGUGAAGUCGGACGUGUUCAGUUUCGGAGUGCUCGUUUUGGAGAUUGUGAGUGGCCAUAAAAGCAGUUAUGUCCAUCGCGACUCCAUGGAGAACCUUUUAAGUUAUGCAUGGAAGAAUUGGAGGAACGAGACUUGCACCAACCUCGUGGAUUCGUCCCUGGGGACGAACGACGACGUUUCAGGCGCCGAGAUCGCGAGAUGCAUCCACAUCGGGUUGUUGUGCGUGCAGGAGAACGUCAACGACCGGCCGACCAUGGCCUCCGUUGCUCUGAUGCUCAGCAGCCACGCCGUGACUCUGCCGCUGCCUUCCAAGCCGGCCUUCUUCAUCCCCACCGCCGGAGCGGGUUCUAGUUCAUGGAGUUACAGCAACAGCACUUCGAGGGAUGGAAUUACUAAUAGUGGCUCUUCCCUUUCUGUUGAAGCUCUUCCUUUCUCGAGAAGUGACGCUUCUAUGACCGAGCUUUAUCCUCGUUGACAACGCUACCUGGUGGCUAGCUAUCUGCAGGUAUCAGUCCAAUAAUAAUAUGGUAGAUAGCAACCUUUGAAAACAAGAGUGAUUGAUUAUUGGGAUGGCUUCUGGGUGUGAGUGAAACACGAGAAGCUUGAUGAGAUGUAUCAUUACUGUGAAACGAGUGAGCUGUACGUGUUGGGUGCAUGAGUGAGAACAUUUAACUUUGCUCAAAUUUGUAUCCCCAACUUUGGGUUGGACAUAGCGGAAAUAUGGUGAGAUUCGGCUUAAGUGAGGCUCUCUAUUUAUUCAUCACUUCAAGUGCACCACCCCUACACAUACAAAUAUCUUGGUAGUAGGUUUAGUUCGUAGCACUACGAAAGCAAAACCACCAGGAGAGAUAAACCCAAAAAAGACAUAUCUUGAUCUAAAAAAAUUCAACAUGUUACCGUUAUAAAGUUGCAUAAAUUUG
Messenger RNA from Linum trigynum, 2297 nucleotides. The record is from the annotation of a GenBank genome assembly. NCBI's taxonomy places the organism in Eukaryota, Viridiplantae, Streptophyta, Magnoliopsida, Malpighiales, Linaceae.